Messenger RNA from Colletes gigas, 5234 nucleotides. RefSeq lists its product as uncharacterized. Gene Ontology annotation, molecular function: protein binding. Gene Ontology annotation, cellular component: cytoskeleton. The transcript has 18 exons. The record is from RefSeq and is a predicted model, not a curated record. Bases 278 to 5119 code for a protein of 1613 amino acids. NCBI's taxonomy places the organism in Eukaryota, Metazoa, Arthropoda, Insecta, Hymenoptera, Colletidae.
UCUCGAACGUAUCCCCGAGCCACGUGAGCCAACGUAGCAGCGAUUUCGUGUGUGAAAAAUCGCCCGAUGAAACGGCCCGAUCGAAAGUACAGCGAAUUCUUGCGUGUUUUAACCGCGAGCUUUUGAAACAGUGCACAGUAUGCGCCGUGGCGACGCGAGUGUAGUGGAGUGUUUUGACACACGCGUGGUCCGGUGAUUUCUGUGAAACGUUGCGUUCGAUGAAUGAAGAGGACACUGUUACACGCCGUAAAUAACGCGGGAGGAACGAUCGUCAAGGAUGCAGACCGACCUAAGCGGAGGACCUGGCCUUCCUGUUAUGGCAGGAGAUGUCCUUUCUCUGCGAGGAACAGGACUUGCCGCUGCCGAAACAUGGGCUCUCCUAUGCCAGGCUGCCCAGGCCCUCCAGGACCUUUUUCUCUCAAACGGUGGUGUAGUGGGUGGAUCGAGAGCUGGCCCGGUGGUGACUCUUCACACGUUGGAGUUGACGCCACGUGGUAGGGUUUUGUUGCAACUCGCACCACCCGAAACCGCUCGGGCCUAUCUGCCGCCAGAAUAUCGACCAGGUCGCAUAUAUUCGGACACCGAUUCAGAAAAGAUGUGGAUGUACUCGCUGGGAAGGGCAUUAUUGGACACAACCCCGAGAGUCGCAGCGCUGAUGGGAACGGUUUCCGUUUCACCCUCGUCGGCGCUUCAGUCCGUUUUAGCCGCCAUGACGGAACCCGAUCCCCGAAGACGAGCAUCCUUGAUGAAUCUUCUGGACGUGAUAUCCGAAUACUGUCGUACCCGGUUGCAGUCAAAGCCUUUCACUCAUAUAGUAAUGGACAUGUACCGCGAGGUGGUGAAAUCGCCGCAGUACGCCGCCCGGAAACGCAUGAUCUAUCAUCAUCUGAACCCUCCGCCGUCUCUUCGUAAUCUCGCAGACAGAGCCGAGCAAAGUCGCCGUCAGAGCAAUUAUCCUCACCAUUAUCAGCAACUGGAUCCUCUUCAGUUGGUGCACAAUCAACCGACUAGUCGUCAUCAGCAUCCGCAUCAGGAUCGAGCUCAAUAUCACGCGACGAAUCAGUUCAAUCAUCCUCGUCAGAGCCAGCAGGAUCGAGUGCAAAGGUCACCGAGUCAAGUUCAUCUGUACCAGCAUCAUCAACAGCUUCAGGAUCCCCCGCAGCAGCAUCAGAUACCGAAAGUCCAUCACUUUCCCCAUCAUCAUCCGGCGAAGGGAGCACUGUUCAAGCUGCAGUCGCAAAACUCUCAUUCUCAUCCGAACCUGACCAGCCUCUGUGGCCAGCAAACGCAACAGAAUCGACGCCAAGAGGCGAACCUGGACGAUCGGAGGUCGCAGUUCCAGUCACAGCUAAACGUACAAGCGACUGGUCGCGCGGUUGGACCGGCCAUUCAGCACCAACGACGACACCAUCAUUCCAGAACGUAUUCCCAGCCGAUAUACACGAGAUUGCAGCAUACCAGAAGCAGCGGCAAUUUGCCGACAGUCGUUGGGGAAAAUAAUUCCGGGGGGAACGUUUACAGUGACCCUAUUUACGCGUUGCCAGUUAAACCGUUCCUGAGCUCGCAAGACGUCAGAGUAAACGGACUGUCCGUGAAGCCACCGGUCGGUCAUUGUAACGAGGAUGUUUAUACAAGCACAACUAUAGCAAGGCGACCGUCUGCCGCUGGGUAUUCUCAUCCAGACAUAGCGACGUCGUCUGCAGAACGUGUAAGAGACGAGGUUUACGGAAAAUCAGCGGGACGACCGAAUCCAGCGUUGCAGAGGCAAUGCUCAAAUCCUCAACUGCCCAGCAGGGAUCAGCAAGAGGAGGAUUUCAAGCGGCCUCCGGAGCAAAAUUUCACGACGACCGAUCACAGAUGUCUGGCCGUUAGGAGGAAAGAGGAGCAGAUAGAUCAGCAACAAAAUCCAGUGUCUUCCAUAAGGGUCAGAAGUGUUCAAGGACCGCCAAAGCCACCGCGAAUUAUCACCACCUUGAAGAAGACGCCAUUUUCCGACACGGAAAGCACCAGAUUAGAACCACCAGCCAAACCACCCAGAAAUCUGAUAAAGAAUGGACCGAGGGCUAGACGCGGCAAAGCGGUUCAAAGGGCGCCGUCCCGCCUGUAUAGGACCGUGGGUGGACCCACGAGAUCAUUCAACAAAGCGCAGUGCGUUGGUCCAGAGUUUGUGGUGCGUGCAAACCAACCGCCAAAGACUCUGUGUGUUGGCCAAAUAAAGGCUGGUAGUUCUGGACGAAUAGUUGUGAUAAUGCUGACUGGGCAACGAGUAGAAGUGACAUGUGAUCCUCAAAAAGUCACAGCCGGUGAUUUGUUUCAGGCCAUCGUGCAAGCUGAAAGCCUCGACGAAAACUUCACUCUUGGACUGGCCGUGCUAUUGGCGGGUGACUUCGCGAUUUUGCCGCCUGAAACUAAAUUGAAUAAGGUCGCACCACCGGGAUGGCUAAGCAGUGGCAAGAGUAAAGGCCUCCUGGGUCUCCCGACUAGUUUUAUGCUGUAUCUGCGGCUAAGGUUCUUUCUACCCUCUCUUCGUGGUAUAAGGAGUUGGAUAUCGAAGCACCUACUGUAUCUGCAAAUACGACGAUGUAUAUUGGAACAACAGCUGGUGUGCCCGUACCCGGAAUUAAUUAAUCUGACUGGACUCGCACUUCAAGCCGAAUUUGGAAAUUAUAACGUGAACGAGCACGGUUGCGGCGAUUACUUCCUGCUGGAGCACUACGUCCCGGAGUCGUUGAUCCUGAACAUAGAUCAGCAUCAGGGGCAGAUCAACAACGGAGGGACGGAGGCUCUUCGGGGCAGACUCCACCAGGCUCACCGGGACAGACGCGGCCUCGACUCGAACAAGGCCGAGGAGAUGUUCGUGACUCAUGCUCAGACAUUGGCGGAUUACGGCUCGCACUAUUACAUCGCCACCGUGGACUCGAAGGAGCUGGAGAAGGUGAUGGCGCAGCAGAGGAAGAGAAACGCGAGCGAGAAUCGCGAGGCGUCCGAUGGCGUGCCGCCCGAGGCCACGGAAAAUAUUUACAAUCGCGACAGACUCCAGGAGUAUCCUCAACGCGCGAGGAUCGAGAUCGCGCGGCUAGGAUCGUGCGAGAAUCUCCCGAAGAUCCCGUACGGGAUCGACGAGACGAAACCGAGUCUGACGAAGAGCGCCACGUCGAACGAGAUCUACGACGCUCAGAAGUCGCCCAAGUCCCGGGUCGAGACGUGCAACAACAACAACAAUAACAACAACGUGAACAAUAAUAUGAAUCACGGGGGCAAGGGUACCAAAGGCGGCAAGAAGAAAACCGAGAGCAACGUUUGGCUGGCCAUCCACGCGCAAGGUUUGAAGCUGUUCGAGAGAGGCGGAGAACCCAGGGAGAGGAUCGAACUGGCCCAGUUUCAGUGGAAAGACAUUCAGACUCUCAGCUACAGCAAAAGCUGUCUUGUCGUUUACAGCAAAGUGAAUGGGAAACGAUGCAAGUUCAAGCUCAGAAUGGAUCAUCGAAAAAGUUACUUCGCUUUCAAGCUCACCUCUCUGCACCAUCAGUUUUUCCUGAGGCUGCGUUCGGAGCUUACUUCGUUGCAGGGGCUCGCGAAAGAGUUCGGGGUUCCCACGACGAUGGAGACGAAGGCCUCGCCGUCGAAGACGAAGUCUCACGACAGCAAAACGAAAAUAGCCAUAGCGAACACCGUGAAAAACACGCAGCCGAGGCCAAGUUACCCGAUGCAGCUCGAGGAGUAUCAGAACAAAGAGAACGAGAAUCCUCAGAAGGAGACGAACGCAGUUUCAAAGACGAAGGACGCUAUUCGCGAGCCUGGCCUCUACACAUUCGAGGAAGACGCCCUUUACGCCCAGGUGAACGUUCGAUUGGAGCCGGAAGGCGAGUCCCGUGACACGGAAGAUGAAUCCGAGAGAAGUUUAACGACUCCCAACGAGCCCCUCUCGUUGGACGCGAAGGGAAUGAAAAGCAACGGGAAAGUUUACAAUUGCCCGCGGAUAGAGUUAGGAACGGACACGGAAUGCGGCUAUUCCAUUCCUAAAAUUGUCUCGUCGAACGACCUGGACCAGUUGGAGAAGCCAGACAAUCCCGAGGAACUGUACGCGGCCAUCAACAAGGUUGGGAUCUCGAGGAAGAUGGAGUUUCCGGUUCCGGACGAGGUAUGGGACGUCACCGACGUGAAGAAGUCGCUACACAAAAUGAAGACCUCGAGCUUACCGAAUUAUGGAACAUCGAGACAAACGGGUGGUUAUCGCACGCCCAGUUUACCACGGCGGCUGGGGGUAAAAAUGGGAACGCGAGCGAUCUACAGCAGCCUCGCUCCGAAAGACACCGCUCUUGCCGACGACAUGGAGUCGCUAUCGCUGAAAUCGGACACGGAAUCAUCGAUACAAUCAUUAUCCGGACGAUCCACGGAGUCUCCCCUGCCGGAAGCAUACGUGCUCAACGCCGACAUUCGAACGGACGACGAGACGUUCCACGUUACCGAGGACGAAUCGAUGUCCGCUUCCUUAGCGGCGCGGUUGGAGGAGUUGUCCUUCGCGGAGGAACGGAUCCUGCAGACGAUCAAGCUGGAAAGAGGCCACGGCGGCAGCAUAGGGUUGCAAGUGACUGAGGGUAACGACGGCGGCGUUUACGUUCAAGCGGUAUCGGUCGGAGGGUCGGCCGAUAUGGCCGGGAACGUGAACAAAGGCGAUCGUAUCGUCGCGAUAAAUGGACAGAAUUUAUUACACCUGCGGUACGAGGACGCUCUGAAGAUGCUGCAGAGCUCGUCCGAUACGAUCGAGCUGGUCCUCUCGCAAGCCGCCUCCCGCAAAAACGCGAUCUCCAGGCAGAAACACGAACAGAACGUGGUGGAAAAUAAUUAUCUGAACGACAUCAGAUUCGACGUGUCCUCGGAAGCGGAUACCUCGAGCGUGACGAACAAAUGGCUCGUUCAAAGGACCACCGACGGUGCAUCGGUGCAAAACACCUCGAGCGCAUACAGCAGUGCUGCGUCGAGCGCAAUGGGUAAUCACAAUGCAAACAGCCUGUACAUGACCGAUCUCGUCGAUGCUGGCGGACUCAAGUCCGCUAGUAUGUUGCUGAAUAUAGAGGACUUCGACGUCAGCAGAACGAGUCGCCAAGUCUUUAUUUAAUCGUCGAUAUGCAGGCGCAGAGUCCGCAAACAGACCGCCGGUCCCGCCGAGGCGCAAAAAACGCAAAGCCAAGUUUCCACCAACCGUGAAAUCUCCGCAAGGAACGUCACCGACC